CCGGCGCAAGACCCACUCCUCACUCGAUCGUCUUUGAUAGCGUUAUUCCGUUAAAAAAUAGCUGGAGAUGGCAUUAUAUUCCAAUCAGCAACGAGAAGAAGAAGAAGAAGAAUAUCUCGACCUUCUCACAAACGAAGGCCUGAAAACAGGAACUUCAAAGCCAAGGCCAGUUGUUCAUACAGAUGGGGAUUAUCAUCGAGCUGUUCACGUGUGGAUUUUUGCAGAGAGUACCCAAGAGUUGCUUCUGCAGCGACGUGCUGACUGCAAGGAUUCGUGGCCAGGGUUGUGGGAUAUUUCCAGUGCUGGUCACGUAUCAGCUGGCGAUACAUCCCUUCAAACAGUGAGGAGGGAGCUUCAUGAAGAGCUUGGUGUAAAUCUUCCGAAGGAUGCAUUUGAAUUAUUAUUCGUUUUUCUUUCAGAGUGUACCAUAAAUGAUGGCAACUAUAUCAACAAGGAAUUCACUGAUGAAUAUCUUGUAACUACUCUGGAACCGAUUCCUCUCGAAGCCUUUACCCUUCAGGAAACUGAAGUAUCAGCUGUUAAAUAUAUUUCUUGGAAGGAUUAUAAAACCCUACUUGAGAAAGAAGAUCAAGAUUAUGUCCCAUACGACACAAGUGGGCAGUACGGCCAGUUGUUCAAUAUCCUAGAGAAAAGGUACAAAGAGAACAAGGAGGCACGUAGUCUGACUCUACAGAAACAACUUAGUCGUUAUGCUCCUAUUCAUAUUGAUGCGGAGUUGUCUGGGCUUUCAGAAGCAGACAGGGAAGCAUUGGUCCUUCUCGUUAAAGCUGCAAAGGUUAUUGAUGAGAUCUUCUAUUUGCAGGUCUGGUAUAGCAAUCCAGCAUUGCGGGAUUGGUUGAAGGAGAAUUCGGAUACGUCUGAUUUGGAUAAAUUGAAAUGGCAGUAUUAUUCUAUCAAUAAGAGUCCAUGGUCGAGCCUUGAUGAAAAUAAGGCAUUUCUGACAACUGCUGAUUCUGCUGUCCAGUUGUGUGUGGAAUCCACAAGGCCUGUAUCUGGGUGGAAGGGACUUGAAUAUAGAUCUGCAUUUCCUCUGGUGAAACCUCCUGGUGCAAAUUUCUAUCCUCCAGAUAUGGAUAAAAUGGAAUUUGAGUUGUGGAAGAGCAGUUUAAGUGAGGAGCAACAACAAGCUGCAACAGGAUACUUUCACGUCAUUCGAAGGCAUUGUGAAUCUUGCAAGGAUUCUUCAUUGCUUAUUCCUUCUGCUUCCACUGAUAAGGUUUUGGUGUCCAAGUCUUCGAACUUGCAUGAUCUUUAUAUGGUUCCGUAUUCCAAAGAGUACAGAAAUUUUCUUACAGAAGCUGCCGAACUUCUGCAUAAAGCAGGCGAACUGUCUGACUCUCCUAGUUUGAAGAUGUUGCUGAAAACCAAAGCCAAUGCAUUUCUUUCAAAUGACUAUUAUGAAUCUGACAUAGCCUGGAUGGAGUUGGAUUCUAAAUUGGACAUUACAAUUGGCCCAUAUGAGACAUACGAAGACACACUUUUUGGGUACAAGGCUACAUUUGAGGCAUUCAUUGGAAUCAGAGACGACAAAGCAACCUCUCAAGUGAAACUCUUUGGCGACCAUUUGAAGGUUUUGGAAGAAAAUCUUCCAUUGGACAAUAUUUACAAAUCAAAAGAUGUCGUUGCUGCCCCAAUUCGUGUGAUUCGGCUUGUUUACAAUUCUGGGGAUGUGAAAGGUCCACAAACUGUUGCUUUCAAUUUGCCUAACGAUGAACGCAUAGUAAAUCAGCGUGGAACAUCGAUGGUCCUGCUCAAGAAUGUCUCAGAGGCCAAGUUCAAAAUUAUUCUUCAACCCAUAGCUGAUUCAUGCAUUAAAGAGGAACAAAAGAAACUAGUUGAUUUCGAGUCUUUCUUUACCCAUACAAUUUGCCAUGAAUGUUGCCAUGGUAUUGGACCUCACACCAUCAAGCUUCCAAGUGGUCGACAGUCAACAGUGCGAUUGGAACUUCAAGAACUCCACUCUUCUUUAGAAGAAGCAAAAGCAGAUAUAGUUGGCCUUUGGGCACUUAAAUUUCUCAUCCACCAGGAAUUGAUGCCAAAAAGCUUAUUGAAGUCUAUGUAUGUUUCUUUCCUUGCGGGUUGCUUCCGGUCAAUAGGUUUUGGGUUAGAAGAAGCCCAUGGAAAAGGGCAAGCACUGCAAUUUAACUGGUUAUAUGAAAAAGGAGCCUUUAUUUUGCACUCAGAUGGGACAUUUUCCGUCGAUUUUGCAAAGGUUGAAGGAGCUGUUGAAGGCCUAAGCAGGGAAAUACUGACAAUACAAGCAAAAGGUGACAAGGCUGCAGCAAAGUCACUUCUUCAAGAGUAUGGGAAAAUGACGCAACCGCUGCGUAAUGCAAUGGAGAAACUGGAAAAGAUUCAGGUACCUGUCGAUAUUGCUCCCAUAUUUAGUACGGUGGACAGAGUAAUGGAGAAAGCUCACUAAGAUCAUUAGCAAUCGUUCAAAAAUCUGAAAACUCAACUCGGUUCAAUGACUAGUCAGGUCUGGUCGACUCAGCGACAUGAUCGAAUCUAUAUCUUUGGCUUGACUCGAUAUUUAAGAAGUAUUUACAAUAAUUAGAAAUAAUAAAAAAUUUGCCAAAAAAAAAGCAACAUGGUGAAUGGCACAUUGGUAAAA
Magnolia sinica is the source of this 2635-nucleotide messenger RNA. Its product is annotated as nudix hydrolase 3. Lineage: Eukaryota; Viridiplantae; Streptophyta; Magnoliopsida; Magnoliales; Magnoliaceae. The record is from RefSeq and is a predicted model, not a curated record. Gene Ontology annotation, cellular component: cytoplasm. The transcript has 21 exons. Gene Ontology annotation, molecular function: dipeptidyl-peptidase activity. The coding region runs from base 68 to 2443 and encodes 791 amino acids.